AUGUCGUCGUUUUGUACGCUUUUCAAUUGGUCACCAACGAAUCUUGACCUAUUAACACCCAUCGUUAUUACUGAAAGUAUUGCAGUGGCUAUUCAUUGCAUGUUUUGGAUACAAUUUCUUGUUUGUUCAUCGUUGCGGCAACGAAAUAUGAUGUGGCUCUAUGUUUAUUUAAUCACCGAUUUUCUUCUUAUCACACGAUUUUUUAUUUUUUAUGGUAUUCGGUUAUCAUCGGUUUGUUUAUAUCCGAUAGGUCGAGAUGUUCUGUGUUAUUUCGAGGCAUCAUUCAAGUUUUAUCUUAAUGGGGUGCAGAGUUACUUGCUGCUAGCAUUUAAUGCCUGCCGAUACUUGCAAAUUGUCUACAAUCGAAACAUUUAUCGAGAAAAACCACGCUUAAUUUUGCUCCUUCAUGCUGCUAUCUAUGUUCUACCUGCAGUUAAUAUUAUCGUUCAAUAUUUAGCAAAAUGGGCAACGAUUUGGCGUCGACGCGGCGGAUCUUGUGACAUCACGUAUUCGUACUUACUAGUACAAAUAUACAAUUUAUGCGUCAUCUAUAUUGUGCCUAUUGUUUCGAAUAUUUUGAUUCUCGGCAUCGGCAUUCAUCAUAUUAGCUCAGUACGAGGCGUACAAAGUGUACAAAUAAUCCUUCUUCGUAGAAAACGCCAACGUGUGCUUUUACUUCAAACCAUUGCUUUUUAUUCUGUUUGGCUGAUUCUCUGGAGUCCGGAUAUUCUGGCAUUUCAAUUCUUGAACACCAAUAGCGAUCCAGCAGUCUUUACUGCUUUGCUGAGCGUUAUCGAAGUUGCACUGGAUCCAGCCAUGAUUGGUAUUAUUGACAUUCGGUUUUUAACAACGUGGAAGAAACUAUGGAAUAAGAUUAAAAGAAAGACAGAAAUUAGACCGAUUUCGUGA
This is a messenger RNA of Adineta ricciae, 909 nucleotides long. The record is from the annotation of a GenBank genome assembly. Lineage: Eukaryota; Metazoa; Rotifera; Eurotatoria; Adinetida; Adinetidae.